Messenger RNA from Myotis daubentonii (Daubenton's bat), 3459 nucleotides. RefSeq names its product gamma-glutamyltransferase 5 (gene GGT5). The record is from RefSeq and is a predicted model, not a curated record. Gene Ontology annotation, molecular function: glutathione gamma-glutamate hydrolase. NCBI's taxonomy places the organism in Eukaryota, Metazoa, Chordata, Mammalia, Chiroptera, Vespertilionidae. Gene Ontology annotation, biological process: glutathione catabolic process.
CCCCCUGGCCUCGGGCCAGGGCCACGCUCAGGCUCGAGCAGCCCUCCCGCAGAGCAGCCCUUGUGGAAGGCAGGGCCCGGCUGCCACACGCCGUCUGUCCGCACACCCACCUGCCCGCUUAACUGCCCGCCGUUCGCCUGCCCACCUGUCUGCCCAGCGCUAACCCGCCUCUGUCCGGUGGUCUGUCUGACCAGCCUUCUCUUGCCGGCCUCUCUCCAGCUGUCUGCCUCCUGUCCGUCCGUGUGUCUGUCUCUGGCUGCAUCUCUUUAUCCGGUCAAUCAUCUGGGAGUCCAUCUGGGUGUUGCCUGGUCCAUCCAACCACACAGCUGUCUGUGUAUCUGUCUGUCCGCUGGCCUGUCUGCCCACCUGCCUCCCUCCCCCCACCCCCAGGGCUGCAGAGCCAUGGCCCCCGGCCGGGGGGCCGCCUUCGGCCUGGUGCUGCUGGGGCUGGGGCUGGCCCUGGCCAUCAUCGUGCCCGCCGUGGUCCUCUCCCGCCACCACGCCCCCUGCGGCCCCCAGGCCUUUGCCCACGCUGCGGUCGCCGCCGACUCCAAGGUCUGCUCAGACAUUGGACGAGCCAUCCUGCAGCAGCAGGGCUCGCCCGUGGACGCCGCCAUCGCUGCGCUGGUCUGCACCGGCGUCGUCAACCCCCAGAGCAUGGGCCUGGGCGGAGGCGUCAUCUUCACCAUCUACAACGCGAGCACAGGGCAGGUGGAGGUCAUCAAUGCCAGGGAGACGGUGCCCGCCCGCCCUGCCCCGGGGCUGCUGGACCAGUGUGAGCAGGCGCUACCUCUGGGCACAGGCGCCCAGUGGGCCGGGGUGCCGGGGGAACUGCGGGGCUACGCCGAGGCCCACCGCCGCCACGGCCGCCUGCCCUGGGCGCGGCUGUUCGAGCCCACCAUCGCGCUGCUCCGCGGGGACCACCGCGUACCCCUCGUCCUCAGCCAGUUCCUCAGCCACAGAUUCCUGCGCCCCUUCCUGGCUGCCUCCUCCCUGAAGCAGCUCUUCUUCAACGGGACGGAGCCCCUGCAGCACCAGGACCCGUUGCCCUGGCCCGCGCUGGCGGCCACGCUGGAGACGGUGGCCAGGGAGGGCGCGGAGGCCUUCUACUCGGGGCAGCUGGGCCGGACGCUGCUGGAGGACAUCGCCCGGGAAGGCAGCCAGCUGACCAUGCAGGACCUGGCCUCCUUCCAGCCCGAGGUGGUGGCCGCCCUGGCCAUGCCCCUGGGGGACUACACCCUGUACUCCCCGCCGCCGCCUGCGGGGGGCGCAAUUCUCAGCCUCAUCCUCAACGUGCUCAAAGGGUUCAACUUCUCUGCGGAGUCGGUGGCCGGGCCUGAGGGGAACGUGACCUUGUACCAUCAGCUUGUGGAAACGUUCAAGUUUGCCGGGGGGCUGCGGUGGCGGCUGUGGGACCCGCGGAGCCACCCGGACGUCCAGAACGCCUCCCGGGACCUGCUGGGAGAGGCGCUGGCCCAGCACAUCCGCCAGCAGAUCGACGCCCGGGGCGACCACCCGCUCAGCCGCUACAGCCUGGCCGGGGCCUGGGGCCACGGGACGGGCACCGCCCACGUGUCUGUGCUGGGGGCCGACGGCAGCGCCGUGGCUGCCACCAGCACCAUCAACACGCCCUUUGGGGCGAUGGUGUACUCGCCUCGCACGGGCAUCCUCCUCAACAACGAGCUCCUGGACCUGUGCUGGCGGCGCCGGCCCGGCGCCCAGGGAACCCCUCCGCCUGUUCCAGGGGAGCGGCCCCCCUCCUCCAUGGUCCCCUCCAUCUUGGUCAACACGGCCCAGGGGUCGAAGCUGGUGAUCGGCGGGGCCGGCGGGGAGCUCAUCAUCUCCGCUGUGGUCCAGGUCAUCGUGAACAAACUGUGGCUGGGCUUGGACCUGGGCGCAGCCGUCGCGGCCCGCAUCCUGCACGUGAACGACAAGGGGCAGGUGGAGUUCGAGCCCCACUUCCCCGAGGAAGUGAAGCGGGGGCUGGAGCGCCGGGGCCAGAAGCAGGCGGGGCGGCCGUUCUUCCUGAACGUGGUGCAGGCCGUGUUCCAGGACGGGGCCUGCGUGCAGGCCGCCUCGGACCCCAGGAAGCAGGGGGAGGCCGCCGGCUACUGAGGCGGCUGCUCCCCAGAGCCAGGAUCUGCCCGACCUCGGCCUGUGGUGGGUCAGGGCGUGACUGACCCCUGGCCGGGGAGCCAGUGGGGGUGAAGAGGCGGGGCAGCCUGGCAGAGGGGCCUGCGCUGGCCCCCUGGGCUGCCGGUGGCCCUGCGUGUCCCUCCAGCUUCUCCAGCCCCUCCCCCAACCCCCCUCCCCAUCAGUGCAUCCUCCAGUUCAAGGUGAAAGAGGAGGUGCCCGCCGCAUUCGGGGAGGGAGGGGACCCUCAGGAAGCAGACGCACGGGUUCCCACCGUCCUUUGCACCAGCAUAGACGUGGGGAAACUGAGGCCCGAGGCCCAGUGGCAGUUGGGCCCAUCCAGGCCUCCCCUGGGCAGAAGCAGUGCCCCCCGCCCCCCUCCCCACUUGCUGGAGCUCUGACGUGGGGCCACCUGGGCCCCCUGUUGUGGGAAAGGAAGGCAGGGGUGCGGCCUGGGCCCUGGCCAAGGCCUGUCUCUGCCUCUCGUCUUAUGGGCCAGGAAAGUGUUGGCCACUGUGAGACCUGUGACCCUGGCCCAGCCCCAGCAGCCCAUGCUCUCACCCCUGGCACCGCUGGCACUUGGGGUGACGCACUCUGUGUGGUGGGGCUGUCCCCGCAGCACCCCUGGCCUCCCCCACUAGAUGCAGCAGCACCCCCUCCCCCAACAACCAGCCCCCAAUCGCCCCCAGGUGAGAACCGCUCAUCUGGACCCAGGAGCCCCAACCACCGUGACUGGCUUUGCCAGCUGCUGGCAGGGCUGCCCUGGCCUGGGGGUCCCGCCCCUCCUCGUUCCUGAGAGCAUCGGGGUCCCCCUCCCCCUGGCAGGGCCCCCCCGAGUCCCGCCUCCCACUCCGCCUGGCGCUGGGCCAAGCAGGAUGCACUCCCUGUGCCCAGACACAAAACACCACACACAGGCCUCCAGCGCGGAAACCGAGGGGGGCGAGGGCUGUGGUCAAUGUCACUGGGCAGAGGGCAGGAUGCGGGCAGGGCCGCCUUCCCCCAGGACCAGGACGGGGCGUCUUUGUGGACUGUUCUCUGUUUUUUAAUUUUUUAUCGAUUUCAGAGAGAGAGAGGGAGAGAGAGAGAGAAACACGGAUGGAUUGCCUCACAUCAGGGAUGGAACCUGAAACCUAGAUAUGUGGCUGGGAAUCGAACCCACCACCUCUCUGUGUACCGGACAACACGCCAAACCACCGUGCCACACCGGCCAGGCCAAGGCCCCCUCUCCUCCGGCUCCCACCUGGGCGCUCCCGUGGCUUCUCCUGUGCUCAGCCCUCCCUGUGUCACUGGUCCCAGCGGCAAUAAACGGUCCCUCGGUCACCUGGA